CUUCCCAACUUCUGUACGAAAAGGAACGGCGGGCUGAGCGCGCAGGUCCGGUUGGAGGGGAGCAGGACGUCGCGCCGCGGGGACGCACGACGUGCCCGACUUUUCUCUCAGUCGACACACACAACGGGGGAGAAGCGGCAGAAACAUGGGCGUCAAGUUCCUCUGGGAUUCAUUUUAACAUCCACACGAGCCACUCCACACUACUUCGCGGCAACUUGCUUAAUCAGACGCCGACGGACCGAUUUCUUUCCCACGGCGCCGAGUUCCUCGCAGCUCCGCGACCCAUGAGGAGGGACGGCGCGGUUUACGCGCAGCUGGAGCCUCCGACCGGCCGCCCCCGUCCCCGCGCGCCGGUCCGUCGCGCCCAGCUCGAACCGGCGGCACCGGCGGACUCCGACCGCGCGCCGACGGAGGAAAGAGUCUCCUUGAUGGAAGACCAUGCGGCGCUUUGAACCCAUGGAGACAUGGCACAUAGGUUCCUCUCAUCUACGAACAGAUCCAGCACCCGAUUCGCCUUCAUCUUCACCGUGUCGCUGUCCUGCACCUACCUAUGCUACACCAUCCUCUUCUGCCGCGGCACCGUCAUGAGCAACCAGGCUUACGAGGGCAGGAGAUGCUCGCCGAGCAAGAACGCGGGGGGGAAGAAACUUCUUGGAAAACUGGAGAAUUGCGCGUCGCCGGGCGUCCGGUCCGUUGUGGAGGAGCCCGCCGCCCGGCGAGGACCGAGCGAGGUCAGCGAGCCGAGCGGAGCCCCGGGCGGCCCGGCGGGGGGGCAGUGGGCCGACGUGAAGUUCAGAAACAUGAGCGUUGCGCAAAGAUAUGGGGACAAGAAGCUGCCCAACGCGUUAAUAGUCGGCGUGAAGAAAGGAGGCACCAGGGCGGUGCUGGAGUUCAUCCGGAUACAUCCAGAUGUGCGCGCUCUUGGAACAGAGCCGCACUUUUUCGACAGGAACUAUGACCGAGGGCUCGACUGGUACAGGGGACUGAUGCCUCGAACGCUAGACAGCCAGAUCACCUUAGAGAAGACGCCCAGCUACUUCGUCACCAGAGAGGCCCCGCGACGCAUCUCCAGCAUGUCCCGCGAGACCAAGCUCAUCGUGGUGGUGCGCAACCCCGUCACCAGGGCCAUCUCCGACUACACGCAGACCCUCUCCAAGAAGCCCGACAUCCCCGCCUUCGACCAGCUGGCCUUCAAGAACAGGAGCCUGGGCGUGGUGGACGCCUCCUGGAACGCCAUCCGGAUCGGGAUGUACGCGCUGCACCUGGACAACUGGCUGCAGCACUUCCGCCUGUCGCAGAUGCACUUUGUGAGCGGCGAGCGGCUGAUCACGGACCCGGCGGGGGAAAUGGGCCGCGUGCAGGACUUCCUGGGGCUGAAGCGGAUCAUCACGGACAAGCACUUCUACUUCAACCGAACCAAAGGCUUCCCCUGCCUGAAGAAGCCGGAGAGCAGCGGGCAGCCGCGCUGCCUCGGCAAGUCCAAGGGCAGGACUCACGUGCAGAUCGAGCGCGAGGUCAUCGAGCAGCUGCAGGAGUUUUACAGGCCGUUUAAUGUCAAGUUCUUUGAAACUGUGGGGCAAGACUUCAAGUGGGACUGAGGGGGGGGCGGGGGGGUGUACGGGAACAGAUGGGAUGUGCCUCUAAAUGGUGUUUGUGGGAUUUGGGUUAUUCUGAUGGAUGCAGAGGCCGAGUUUCUUUGCCGCAGCCGUCGACAGAAAAGCGGCAUUAACGGUAUUGUUGACGUGUUCGUUCUGCUCUAAAAGGUCCGUCGCGCAGAGCAGAGAGUCCCAGCGCAAAGUUGCACCAAAUGAGCCGGGCAAUUAUUCCUCGGAGAGCUUCUCCUUCUUCUCCUUAUUAUUGUUGAAAGGUCACCUGCAGGUUUGCCGGAUACAUGUAUUGCAACUGAAAAGGUAAAAAAAAAAAUAAACAACAGCUAUAUUUAAACAGAUGCUAUAACUCUGACAAAGGAUUACCGUUUAUUCAACUUCAGCGCUUCCCGUGUCAGUAUUUUUGUUGUGAUCAUCAAAAUAAAAAAGGUAAAAGUCUUGAA
Molecule: messenger RNA, 2050 nt
Organism: Gasterosteus aculeatus aculeatus (three-spined stickleback)
Lineage: Eukaryota; Metazoa; Chordata; Actinopteri; Perciformes; Gasterosteidae
Gene: hs3st2
Product: heparan sulfate (glucosamine) 3-O-sulfotransferase 2
Molecular function (GO): [heparan sulfate]-glucosamine 3-sulfotransferase activity
Source: RefSeq, a predicted model, not a curated record